Entrophospora sp. SA101 is the source of this 573-nucleotide messenger RNA. Lineage: Eukaryota; Fungi; Glomeromycota; Glomeromycetes; Entrophosporales; Entrophosporaceae. The record is from the annotation of a GenBank genome assembly.
AUGUACAAUAACAAAGAAAUUAAUUAUGAGGAUAGUGAAUUUGAUAUUGAACCAGGAAAAACUAUUAAAUGGUCAAUAGAGUAUAAUAGUAAUAAUCGACAUAUCAAUAUAAAAAUUCAAAAAAAAAUUGAUAAUGAAUUUCCAACGAUUGAUAAUGAGACAAAAGAAGAAUUUUCAACAAUUGAUGAAUAUGGACGGACAUUAAGUGAAAUGUACAAUAACAAAGAAAUUAAUUAUGAGGAUAGUGAAUUUGAUAUUGAACCAGGAAAAACUAUUAAAUGGUCAAUAGAGUAUAAUAGUAAUAAUCGACAUAUCAAUAUAAAAAUUCAAAAAAAAAUUGAUAAUGAAUUUCCAACGAUUGAUAAUGAGACAAAAGAAGAAUUAUCAACAAUUGAUGAAUAUGACACUUUUAACUCGAAAGCCAAAUUUAAUUACCGUUCGGUGAGUAAAGGAUCUCGUUUAACAAUUUUUGACUUGAUAUUAAGGAGGAAUGGUUACGACUUUGUAUCUGCUGUGCGAGCAGGUUUAAUUUUAUUGAUGCUUUUCUGGAAGGAUAGAUUUAUCGUAAAUUGA